UCAUGACAGCAAAUACUCGGCUGUUUUUAUUAGGAAUUGUCCUUGUAUAUUAAUGAUAUAUAAUAACAGCUCACAAUCGUUUCUGAACGUUUUGGAGAUGAUUUUAACCUUUGACCUCUGACCUCAUUGAGACCCACGUGGUAGCAGCAGCAGCAGGUCCGGCGUGUGUGAGCGGGGAGCCGAGCCGAAGCGCAGCAGCACGGCGCGAUGAGUAAACUUACAGCCAAGAAAAGAAACGUUGAGGAAGAAGAGGAAGAACUCUUCACUCCACAGAGUGGUCAUCUUGAUGAAGGGAUCGAUGAUCUCUCAGACAGUGAGGAGAGUGUCUUCUCCGGGCUUGAAGAUUCUGGAAGUGAUGAUGAGAGUGAUGAUGAUGAAGAAGAGGCAGAAGAAGUUAAUUCUGCGGAAGAAGAGGUGGAUAUUAAUGAAAAUGGGAAGAGCAUGAAUGAAGCAGAAAGUACCGAGCCUUCCACCAAGGCUGGAGGUAAACCUCAGACCGACAAAACAUCCAAGAACAGAAAGCUGAAGAAGGAAACGCAUACUGAUGGAAAGGAUGAAACGGAAGAAAAGUGUGUGAAAUCGGACCGAGCCAGUGGCCUUCAUGUGUCCUCUCAGGUGGACGAGUAUGAUCAGGACACUUCAGAUGAAGAGGACAUCCGCAACACAGUGGGCAACAUUCCAAUGGAAUGGUACAAAGAUUAUCCCCACAUCGGCUAUGACCUGGAUGGCAAAAAAAUCUUCAAACCAAUCAGGAGCAAGGAUGAGCUAGACGAAUUCCUGGACAAGAUGGAGAAUCCUGAUUACUGGCGCACGGUCCAUGACAAGAUGACGGGCACGGAUAUCCGUCUGUCCGAUGAGCAGGUGGAUCUGGUGCACCGCCUCCAGCAAGGCAAAUUUGGUGACGUUAACUUCAACGAGUAUGAGCCAGCAAUUGACUUUUUCUCCAACGAAGUGAUGAUCCAUCCAGUGACCAACAGGCCUGAGGACAAACGCAGCUUCAUUCCCUCUCUCAUUGAGAAAGAGAAGGUGGGCAAGCUGGUUCAUGCCAUAAAGAUGGGCUGGAUUAAGCCACGCAGGCCCAAAGACACCGCACCUCAGUACUACGACCUGUGGGCACAAGAGGAUCCCAAUGCCAUCCUGGGGCGCCACAAAAUGCACGUCCCUGCUCCAAAAAUGAGACUGCCAGGUCACGAGGAGUCCUACAACCCCCCUCCUGAAUAUCUGCUCACAGAGGAAGAGAGAUUGGCAUGGGAGCAGCAGGACCCGGAGGACCGCAAGCUGAACUUCCUGCCGCAGAAAUACUCCUGUCUCCGUGCUGUACCUGCGUUCUCGCGCUUCAUCCAUGAGCGCUUCGAGCGCUGCCUCGACCUCUACCUGUGUCCCCGCCAGCGCAAGAUGAGAGUCAACGUGAACCCAGAGGAUCUGAUUCCUAAGCUGCCCAAACCUAAAGACCUGCAGCCCUUCCCUACCACCCAGUCCCUGGUGUACCGUGGUCACUCCAGUCUAGUUCGUUGUAUCAGUGCGUCUCCCAGCGGACAAUGGCUGGUAUCAGGCUCAGACGACUGCACAGUGCGCUUCUGGGAGGUGAGUACAGCACGCUGCCUGAAGACGCUGGAGGUGGGCGGGGCAGUGAAGAGCGUGGCGUGGAGUCCCAACCCUGCUGUGUGUCUGGUCGCCGUCACUUAUGGCGAGACUGUGGUGCUGAUAAACCCUGGGCUUGGAGAUAAGCUGAUCUGCAGUGCUACUGAUCAACUCAUCUCCUCCUACGAGGAGCCAGAGGAGGCCAAGGAGCAGGCAGUGCAGUGGGCAGUCGCUGAGGGCGAAGGUCACGAUCAGGGCCAACGGUUGAUUCUCACACACCCCAAGGCUGUGAGGCAGGUGAGUUGGCAUGGCAAAGGUGACUACCUGGCCUGCGUUAUGCCUGAUGACGGCAGCUGUCUACAGGUGUUGAUCCACCAGGUGAGCAAACGGCGCACGCAGAACCCCUUCCGGAAGAGCAAGGGCAUGGUACAGUGCGUCUCUUUCCAUCCAAUCCGGCCCUACUUCUUUGUGGCCACACAGCGCUAUGUGCGUAUCUACAACCUCAUCAAACAGGAGCUCACCAAGAAGCUCAUGGCCAACUGCAAGUGGAUCUCCAGUCUGGCCGUGCACCCAGGAGGCGACAAUGUGAUCUGCGGCAGCUAUGACUCUCGACUGGUCUGGUUUGACCUGGAUCUGUCUACAAAGCCGUAUAAAGUGCUCCGGCACCAUAAGAAAGCUCUGAGGAGCGUGGCCUACCACAAGCACUACCCUUUGUUUGCCUCAGGGUCAGAUGAUGGCAGUGUUGUCGUCUGUCACGGGAUGGUGUACAAUGACCUGUUGCAGAAUCCCCUCAUCGUCCCAGUGAAGGUUCUGAAAGGUCACACCAUCACACACGACUUAGGGGUGCUUGACGUGGCUUUCCAUCCUACCCAGCCCUGGGUCUUCUCCUCGGGAGCAGAUGGAACAGUCCGUCUCUUUACCUAGUCACCACGUUUCGUCUCGGUGAAUCCAGCUGGAUUAAGAGUGAAUGUGAUGAUGAUUUUUUUUUUUUUUUUUUAAAUCUUCAUUUGUACGUUGUCAUACAUCUUCAUCUUGUUACUCCCAGAAAAUGUAUUUGAUCAGUAUAAUUUUCUUGCUUUGUUUGUCACUUUUUUUUUUUUUAAACAAAAGAAAGAAGAAAAUAUCAUGCUAAUUUCAGAGAGCCAUGAGCUUGUUCACUGCGUAAAGCAGAAACGUGUGCGAUUUCUACAACCUUCUCCGGAACAGCGAGUGGUCCGGAAGGCCUGUUCCCACACCGGACUGAGCAGCUGUCUCAUGGUGAAUCAAGACCGAACCACUAAUCCUUGGACAAGGAGACAUCUUGUGAAAAAAUAUAAGUUCAGCUGUUAGUCAUGCCAAAAGAAACAACAAAGAACAAAGUUGAAGCUGUGAGCUUCAGGAGUCCCAUCCUGCCCAAGCUCAUUUUUCAAUUAAACCCAAACUUGUUUUACAUCCUGAUUCUGAACUGCAGUUUCACUUAUUUGCCAGUAUUCGUGAUCAGGCACGCUGCACUGAGUCAUUAAACAUGUUGAGUUGUGAAACGUUAA
Molecule: messenger RNA, 3107 nt
Organism: Neoarius graeffei (lesser salmon catfish)
Lineage: Eukaryota; Metazoa; Chordata; Actinopteri; Siluriformes; Ariidae
Gene: bop1
Product: BOP1 ribosomal biogenesis factor
Exons: 16
Coding region: 208-2505 (765 amino acids)
Biological process (GO): ribosome biogenesis; maturation of LSU-rRNA from tricistronic rRNA transcript (SSU-rRNA, 5.8S rRNA, LSU-rRNA)
Cellular component (GO): preribosome, large subunit precursor; PeBoW complex
Molecular function (GO): ribonucleoprotein complex binding; protein binding
Source: RefSeq, a predicted model, not a curated record